Polistes canadensis is the source of this 5502-nucleotide messenger RNA. It is a transcript of the gene Setx, whose product is annotated as protein PFC0760c. Gene Ontology annotation, cellular component: nuclear body. The transcript has 14 exons. Gene Ontology annotation, molecular function: protein binding; helicase activity; transcription termination site sequence-specific DNA binding. Gene Ontology annotation, biological process: termination of RNA polymerase II transcription. The record is from RefSeq and is a predicted model, not a curated record. Lineage: Eukaryota; Metazoa; Arthropoda; Insecta; Hymenoptera; Vespidae. The coding region runs from base 193 to 5274 and encodes 1693 amino acids.
AAAUAAUAACCACAAAUUCUUGUAUGAUCAAAGACUGCAUCUUGCCUCAAUGUUUAUUUUUGACAAAUAAAAAAACGAAAAUAUUUCAAAGUGUAGUUUAAAAAAAUUGCAAAAAGAAAAAAAAUAUAUAUAGCUGUAACUGUAAUUAAUGUAUAUCUAUCCAAAUAUACGUUUACUGUUCUUACUGAUAAAAUGAGUUCCAAAACGUAUUUUAACUUUAUAUUAGAAAGAAUUCAUUCUCCAGGCCUUAUUAUCUUAGAUAAACCAGGAAAAACAUAUACAUGCGGCAGAGGAAAAGAAAAUCAAAUAUUAUGUCUUAGCCUUAUGGUAUCCCGUAAGCACUGUCUUUUUUUUCGUAAUGAUAAUGAAAUAUAUGUUAUGGAUUUGGAAAGCUCCAAUGGAGUAUAUGUCAAUGAUGUUAAACAACAAGCAAGACAUAUGGUUAAAUUAAAUAAUAAUGAUAUUAUUGGAAUUGGUUGUCCAGAUUCCAUGGAUAAAAGUGAGAAUAUGUUUAUUUAUAAAUUACGUUUUAUUAGUAAUAACAACUUGUUAGUAGAUCAGAGUCCUAUUGAAUCAUCAAAGGAAUCUCUAUGCGAAGAUAUAAUAAGAACAAAUAUUGAUGAAAGGAAUCAUUCAUCGUUUGAAGACAAUGUAAAUAACACAAAUAGUUUAGUUUCAUCGAAUGAUAUAUCAGAACUUCCAAAAAUUAUAAACAAGACUUGUCAAAUAGAAACGUCUAACAAGGAAUUUUAUAAUGGAACCAACAAAAUUAAUUCCCAUCCAGAAAUUGUAUUGUUAAAUAUUUGUACAGAAAGUAAUAUAAUAAAACAAAAUACUACACAUUUGGAUGCUAAUUACAAUAGUGAAUGUCAAGGAAAAAAUGAUACCAAUAAACAUAAAAACUUAUCGGGAAUUAAGGGUGCACAGGAAACGAUAAAACAGAAAUAUCCUUUAAAAAAAAAAACAAAUGAUCUUGAAUCUGUAGAAGAAAACGAUGGAUUCUGUAUUGAUUUACCUAUUAGUGUUAAUACGAAAAGAGUAAAACUAAAUCAUGACAAUAAAAUUAUGUCUGAAAGUAUUCCCAAGAUAAUAUCCCAUGAAACUAAUUUAGUAUAUGUAAACCAUAAUUAUGAUGGAAAUGUACAUACGGAUGCUAGUAGAAAUAUUAAAAUAUCAUCACGACAACAGGAUUAUUCUGAAACUGUGAAAAAACUUGAAAAUGUGGUACAUAACAAUUCAAAGGAAUAUAAUGAGCCAAUAAUGACUAAAAAAAAAUUAAACAUGCUAAAUGAUAAAUCUAUAAAUAUUGUACAUAAUGGUGAUCAUUUUAUUAAAAUGGAAGAAGAAAUAAUAAUAACUGAUGAUGAUGAUGAUGAUGAUGAUGAUCAAGAAAAAAAAGAAAUAGAAAAUAAUAUAAACAAUUCUAAGAGUUAUACUGAAUCAAUAAUUAAAUUAAAGCAAGUCAAGCAAGAGCCAAAAUUAAGAUUUUCUGAAGUUGAUAUAGUUAAUAUAAGCGACGACGAAGAUAAUGUAUUUCCUUGCUCUCAAUUGUUUGAUUCUAAUAUAGAUUUAAGUUCUGGAGUAAAGAAAGAAAUGAAACGGGAAAAUAAUGAUAAACACGAUGAGGAUAUCAACAGAAUUGAUGAUACAGAAAUAAUUAUUUCAUUGUCUGACAGUGAAGAUGAAGACAACAAAUGGUUAAAUAGAUUAUCUCGAAGUCAAUUGCUUAAUGAUGAAUCUUUGGAUACAAAUAUAAUUAAUAAAGAUAUUAAAAAUAUUAAAAAGAUAUCCAAUAUAAAUGAUUCUUCAAAUAAACUCAGUGCCAAUAUUAAAACCAAAAAAGACAAUAGAACGGAAGAAGAUAAAAAAGGUACGGGUAAAAAUAUUAAAGACAAAGAUAAAAGGAUUAAACAACAUAAAAGUAAAAAUAAAUUACAUACUAUAGAAAAAGAUGCACCUGAUAUUUCUUGUGAUAUUAGAAGAUCGGAGAUAGAUCACGGUGGUACAUCUAAUAAAGAACAAGAAGAUGUUAAUAAUAAAAGUUCUCAUUCUCUUGAGGAAAAACAAAACGUAAUCAAUAAUAGCACUAAUAAUAAUGUACUUAAGCAUAGUUUGCUUUCCAAGGAAAAAAUAAUAAUAGCAAGGAAAAGACUACAAAUAAUAGAUCCACCUUGUAUGCCUGUGAAAAAAAAACGAAAAAUAAUUGAUGACAUCAAUACGACGAAAAUUGUAGAAGAAAAACAACAUGAUAAUUUGCGUGUAACAAAUAAAAAGAAAAGUGGAACACUUUCUCCUCGGAAAUCGAAUGUUAUCCAAUUUGAUAAACAACUCCUCCAAACACCUCUUUCAAAAGAAGAGAAAAAGAAGAUUGCAGAAAAUAGGAAAAGCAAGUUAAAAAAGAUUGCUGUAGAAGAUAAAAAAGAAACUAAUAUUAAGCGGAUGAAAAAUCCUAUUUCAAAACCAAUAGCAAAAGUAUCACUAAAAACGCGAUCAGAUUUUCUAAUUGAUGAAAUGCAAUCAAAUACUAGAAAUACAAUUAGCAAAUCAACAAAACGAAAAUGUCCAGAAAACAAAAACUAUGCAAAUAAUAGUAAUUUAAAAAAUAAUAAUAAUACAUUACCUUCAAAUGUUAAGGAUAUAAAUGAUGCAGAAUUAAAUAAGAUUAAUGAGACCAACGAGAAGAAUAAAAACAUAGAGUCUACUGCUACUAAUAACUUGAAAGAUGAAUCAAAUAGUAACAUUGUCAGAAUACAAAAAGAAAAUUGUUCUCCUAAUAGGCAAGGAAUCACUCAAUUAAAGAAAAAAAAGAAAAAGGUUUCUUUUAAAACUAUCCCUGAAAUUCGUGAAUACGAAAUCGAAUCAUCAAGCAUUUUUAAUAAACUUGUAGGUAAAGAUGCCCCGAUACCUGUUGAUAAAUUGUCUUCUAAAAAAUUAGGCGAUACUAAUUAUUCAAAGUUAGAAGCAUUUUUUUUACGUAUCUUCUUCUGGAAUCCUAUUUGGCUUGAAGAACAGCGACGUCUUAAUCGAAGGCCACCUAUUCUUAAAGACAAUGAAAUACAUCCUAUGCUAACUUAUUAUAAAUCUUACAAUGACUAUUAUAAAAUUGCUGAACCUCUAUUAUUAUUAGAAAUUUGGUCUGGCAUUACUAAAGAGUUUGAGGAGAUGGAAAGAAACUCAAUGCGACCUACCGUGAUGUGUUCUACAAUUGAAAAGUCUUUUAAAAGCACUCAUAUACCAUCUGUAAAUCUAUGUUUAUCAACUUUGUCGGUACAAGUAUUAAUCACCAAAGAAAAUUUUGUAAGAAAUUCUUAUCCUAAUUACGGAGAUUUGGUAGUUUUUGAAUAUGUUAGAAAUGAAGAAGGAAAACAUAUGUUUCACAAAGUAUUUGCUUAUGUUACAAAUAUGAAUAAUAUUAUUAUAACACCGUUUACAGAAUACAACAAAGAUUUAGAAAAUUACGUAAAAAAGCCAUAUGCAUUAUUAACGUAUACUCUUAUGACAAGAAAUGUUGCUGACAAUUUUGUAGUAAAACGAAUUCAAAGAAUAAGAACUGUGACAUAUCUACGCUCAAAUAUAAGAAUGAUUCAAGCAAUACAAUAUCUUCCACAAUCUCCGCUUAUGAAUUUAAUUUUAUACCCACUGAUUGAAACAUUUCGAUUACCCGAGGUAGACAUCCAUAUGAACAAAUCUUUCACAAAGGAUACAUUAAAUAAAAAACAAUUAGAAGCUGUUUGCAAAGUAACAAGCGCUGUAUUUCAAAAGGAACCUAAAAUUUGUUUAAUUCAAGGACCACCAGGAACAGGAAAAUCAAAAGUUAUUGUAAACAUUAUAACAGAAAUAUUGUAUGGUAAUAAUAGAUAUCAAAACAAUAAAUCACCUUUACGAAUUCUCGUAUGUGCUCCAUCCAAUGCAGCUAUUGAUGAAAUUGUAUUAAGACUUCUUGGCAUUAGAGCUAAAAUUAAAGAAAAACGUUUUAAGAUGGUCCGUAUUGGUAGACCUGAAGUUAUGCAUACAACUGUAAAAGACAUUUCUUUAACUGAAUUGGGAAAAAGAGAUGUUAAAAGAAUGACUGCCAAUUAUUCUUCCAAAAAUAUUUCAAUUGAUAGUUUUGACGAAGAGAAAAAACUUUUGGAAGCACGUAUCAAUGCAUUAAAAUGUGAAAUAACAUAUUCACAGAAAAUAGAUGAAACUUAUAGGCAACAUCUCAAAUUGAAAUUAUUAGAUAUGAAUGCAAAAUAUGAAUUAUUAAAAAAUCAUAAAUCGAUGGAUGAUAUGAGUACAAAUGAAUUGGCAAACUUCCAACGUGUCGCAGAACGUAGGGUUCUUGAAGGUGCAGAUAUAAUAACGUGCACACUUUCUUCAUGCUAUACUAAUCAAAUGGAAUCCAUUUUUGGUGGAAAUAGGGAGAAAAUAUCAGUCUGCAUAGUGGACGAGGCUACUCAAUGCUGUGAAGCAGAAAAUUUAAUCCCUUUGCUACUAGGUGUAAAUAAAUUAAUUCUAGUUGGAGAUCCUAAUCAAUUACCAGCAACCAUAAUAAGUCAAGAAGCAAAGAAAUAUGGAUUAGAUCAAUCACUAUUCUUUCGUAUACAGAAUGCAUUUCAAAAAAUGAAAGAUAAUCCAAUAAUAAUGUUAAACACACAAUAUCGUAUGGCAUAUGCUAUUUCUUACUGGCCGAAUAAGUUCUUUUACGGAGGACAGUUAAAGAAUGAUAUUCCAAACGUACAUAGAUUUCCAUUUCACAAUUAUAGAAUUUUUAAUAUUAAUUCUAAUCAAAAUGAUGAUAAAUUUUCUAAUACAAGUGAAGCCGAAUUUAUAUCUAAUUUAAUUUUAUGUAUGAUGGUUAAUUUCAACUUUGAAAAAUGGGAAUCCAAUGUUUCAAUUGGAGUAUUGACGCCAUACAAUAAUCAAAAACAUUUAAUAUUGGAAAAGCUCAAUGCAAAGUUAUUAACUGUACCUGAUAGUAUACAAACAAGAUUUACCAUAGAAAUAAACACAAUUGAUCGGUUUCAAGGACAAGAACGUGAUAUUAUAUUAAUGUCAUGUGUAAGAAGUAGUGGUAUUGGAUUUUUGUCAAAUUCCCAAAGAUUAUGUGUAGCAUUAACUAGAGCUAUACAUUGUUUAAUAAUAUGUGGUAAUUUUACUACAUUUAUGCGGGAUACAAUGUGGAAUGCAUUGAUAUCCGAUUCUAAAUUACGCAAAGUUUAUUAUAAUAUCGAUGUUAAUGCAAAUUUGUAUGAGAUAAACAAACACAUCGAUAGACAACAAAUUAUUUAAAAGUACUGCGUCUUUUUACCUGUAUGAUACACAAGCUGUAACAGCAUUUCAUUCUAUUUUAUUAAGUUAAUGUACAUGAUGUAAAUUUAGAUCUUUCUUGUUUCUUACAUAACCAUUAAUUGAAUUGUUUUGAAUAAUGUAAAGAGUAAUGGAUUACUUAUUUCAUUUCUUUUUUACGAAGUACUGUAUAAAUAAUCGUAUUUAUUUGAAUAAAUAUUUUCAUUUAUA